AUGACAAAUAUCCUCCCAGAGGGGAUAUACGCUCCUCUGCCAGCAUUCUUCGAUCAGGAUGACAACCUAGGUCGGCGUGUACAUUUUGAACUGGAAAAGAGGCAGAUUGCUUACUGUGAAGCAGACCUCAAAGCAUACAUUGAACAUGCUCUAUAUGUCACCAAACCCGGAGUUAUUCCAGUUGUUUCGGCUACAAUGGGAGAGGCGGCACAUUUAGAUCGCCAGGAACGAAAGCGGCUCAUCGAGACCGUGCGAGUAGCCCUGGACAAGAAUCAUCUGUACCAGACGCCAAUAGUAGCCGGGGUUGGUGCAGCAAGUACGAGAGAAACUAUUCAUCUUGCUGAAGAUGCAGCUGCUGCUGGAGCCAAUUUUGUUCUUGUAAUUCUACCCAGCUACUAUGCAAACGCAUUACGGGCCACACCACGCGCCGUCAAACAGUUCUUCGUGGAUGUUGCUUCGAAAUCCCCAUUGCCGGUAGUCAUCUACAAUUACCCACCGAUUGCAGGCGGUAUCGAUUUGAGCAGCGACGAUAUCGUGGACAUCGCGAGGACAGCGCCAAAUGUUCGCGGCGUGAUGCUUUCAUGUGGUAAUGUUGGAAAAGUCUCGCGCAUCACGAGCGUCCUCGACAAGUCUUUCAGAACUUUUGCCGGUUUUAUCGACUUUCUACUCCCAUCGAUAUCCGUGGGCGCUGCCGGGGCCAUUAGCCCUUUACCAAAUCUUGCUCCGGAUCUUGCUAUGGAGUUUUGGCGUGAUACACAGGUGCUUUACGAGAGUGGGAGUUGGGCAAAAGCCAAAAAGCUCCAGGAAGUAACAUCCUUGGCCGAGUCCGACUUAUUGAGCGGGGGGGUUGCCGGCCUGAAAUAUUUGCUGAGUCAGCGGUUUGGUUAUCCUGCUAUACCUCGACUACCUCUUCAACCCCUGAGCGACUUCGACGCCGCUCGACUAUCCAACAGUAAUUACCUAAAGAGUAUCAACACCGAUAAGAAAUAG
Molecule: messenger RNA, 990 nt
Organism: Exophiala spinifera
Lineage: Eukaryota; Fungi; Ascomycota; Eurotiomycetes; Chaetothyriales; Herpotrichiellaceae
Exons: 7
Coding region: 1-990 (329 amino acids)
Molecular function (GO): 4-hydroxy-tetrahydrodipicolinate synthase activity
Source: RefSeq, a predicted model, not a curated record